This is a messenger RNA of Synchiropus splendidus (mandarinfish), 2143 nucleotides long. It is a transcript of the gene pfkfb2b, whose product is annotated as 6-phosphofructo-2-kinase/fructose-2,6-biphosphatase 2b. Gene Ontology annotation, molecular function: fructose-2,6-bisphosphate 2-phosphatase activity; ATP binding; 6-phosphofructo-2-kinase activity. Lineage: Eukaryota; Metazoa; Chordata; Actinopteri; Syngnathiformes; Callionymidae. Gene Ontology annotation, biological process: fructose metabolic process; fructose 2,6-bisphosphate metabolic process. The record is from RefSeq and is a predicted model, not a curated record. The transcript has 17 exons. Gene Ontology annotation, cellular component: cytosol. Bases 111 to 1751 code for a protein of 546 amino acids.
AAUCGAGCCAGCAGCAGCUGCAUCCAGCAGCGAGGUCACUCCGUGUUCAGCGGCUCCUUCUCCCCCUGUGUUGGCCUUCAACACCAGCUGGAGCUUGCGGAUUUGGCAGCAUGUUUAUCUGCCCAGCGGCGCCUUGUAACAGUGCAAGUAUGUCGAGCUCGAACAGGGAAGCAAAUGCUGCAGAAGCCAAGAGGAGUGAGCUCAGGACCACCGAGAAGAAAUGCUCAUGGGCGUCCUACAUGACGAACUCGCCGACAGUCAUCGUCAUGAUUGGUCUUCCUGCAAGAGGAAAGACCUACAUGUCCAAGAAACUAACGCGUUACCUCAACUGGGUCGGCGUUCCCACCAAAGUAUUUAAUUUGGGUGUGUAUCGCAGAGAAGCUGUCAGAUCCUACAAGUCGUACGAUUUCUUCCGCCACGACAACGAAGAGGCCAUGAGGAUACGCAAGCAGUGUGCUCUGGUGGCUCUGCAGGACGUGAAGUCAUACUUGACUGUGGAGGGAGGUCAGAUCGCUGUUUUCGACGCAACAAACACGACCAGAGAGCGGAGAGACCUGAUUCAAGAUUUCGUACGGGAAAAUGCCUUCAAAGUUUUUUUCGUGGAGUCUGUGUGUGACGACCCGGAGGUCAUCGCUGCGAACAUUCUGGAAGUGAAAGUUUCCAGUCCAGAUUAUCCCGAGAGGCACAGGGAGAGAGUCAUGGACGAUUUCCUCAAGAGAAUCGAGUGCUACAAAGUCACAUAUCAACCUUUGGAUCCUGAGGAAUAUGACAAGGACCUGUCUUUUAUCAAAGUCAUGAACGUGGGACGGCGCUUUCUUGUGAACCGGGUCCAGGACUACAUCCAGAGCAAGAUCGUCUACUACCUCAUGAACAUCCACGUGCACUCGCACUCAAUCUACCUGUGUCGACACGGAGAAAGCAACCACAAUGUUGAGGGCCGUAUUGGAGGAGAUUCUGAACUUUCUCCACGUGGGAAGCAGUUUGCACACGCUCUCCACGACUUCAUCAAGGAGCAUGAGCUGUCAGACUUGAAGGUUUGGACCAGCCAGCUGAGGAGAACCAUACAGACGGCCGAGGAACUGGGUGUUCCCUACGAGCAGUGGAAGAUUCUGAAUGAGAUUGAUGCUGGUGUGUGUGAGGAGAUGUCGUACGAGAUGAUCCAGAGGAGUUUCCCAGAGGAGUUUGCUUUAAGGGACCAGGACAAGUAUCACUAUCGCUACCCAGGAGGAGAGUCCUACCAGGAUCUGGUCCAGCGUCUGGAGCCAGUCAUCAUGGAGUUAGAGAGACAAGGAAACGUGCUGGUCAUUUGCCACCAGGCUGUGAUGCGCUGCCUCCUCGCUUACUUCCUGGACAAAAGCGCAGAAGAUCUUCCCUACAUGAAGUGUCCCCUCCACACCGUCCUCAAACUGACCCCUGUGGCUUACGGCUGCAAAGUGGAGAUGUUUUACCUGAACGUGGAGGCAGUCAACACGCACCGAGACCGGCCACUCGGUAAGAUCCCGAAAGACUCUGCCGUCCUCCUCCGCCGAAAUAGUUACACUCCCCUCUCCAGUCAUGACCAAGUCAAGCGUCCCAGGCUUUACAGUGCCGGCAACCAGCCGUGGCCCCCGCUGGCUCCCACUCCAUCAGCUCUGAUGCCAGAGGAACGGGAAAGCCAAUAUCAGAGAGGAAGCCAGAGUCAGAGUCAUUGUGUGAAGAAAUCGACUAUGAGAGCUCAGAGGAAACUGUUGACUGUGCCCGCUCCUGAAUGAAGGUCACCUGGCACCUACAGAGGGGACCCGGGUCAAACGUGACCCUGUAAUAUGAUAAAAGCUGCUUCCACUAUAGUAAUGGCACAGUAUGAACACACUGACACAUUAGCAGUGAAACUCCUUGUGGAAAUAUACAGUAUAUUUAUGAUCGACUUUGAUUGCAAUAGCUGCAUGUCGCUGCCUGGAAACAGGAAGAACCCAAUUUGAAUGAACAUGAGAAUCCAAGUUAUGAUGGAUUUAUUCUCAUGGCGAUGAUAAUCCCAUACUGUGGUUUAAUUUCUGUCUCGUUUGGAAACCUCUGUGCCUUUUUACAGACAAUGUCUGUUAGCGCAGAUAAAGCUGUGUUUUGCAAGUAUUGUUGUACACGAAUAUAUCAAAACAAUAAAUACAUA